AUGGAAAAAUGCCUCGAUCAAGGCGCGAAUGAAGUUAAAUGUCGUCAAAGUACUCUUGAAAUGUUUGGGAAUGCAGGUUUAACAAAAAUAGACGUUAAUCUUCAAAGUGGUAUCGAUAAAUCAGAAACUGGCGGCUUCACAACAAUCGUUAAAAAAGGAACUCGAGACGUUCGAAGUGUUACAAUGAAUAGAACAGACUGCACACUUCCAAAUACUAUAUACUAUGGCGGGCAGUGUCAUUGCAGACUUUUUUUUGAUUUUGGAGAACCAGCUAAAAAAGGUUGUUGGCGCUGCAGACCUAAGUGUUCAAAAGAUGCUCUUUGUACACAAACUGAGGGUUGUAAGUGCCCUAAUUUUACAAUUGGAGAUGGUUAUAGCAGAUGUGAAGUACAUGUUCCAAAAAUAAAGCGCGCAUAUGUUAAAAAAGACAAGAAGGUGAUUUUCGUAGAAAUUAAGCCUAUUAAAUGGUCUUAUCCUCAUGUGGCUUUUUGCAAAUUCGCAAAUACGAUUAUCGAAGGCCAAUUAAUAUCAUCCGAUACAAUAAAGUGCGUUCGAAAUAAGCGUAAAACCAAAAAUACUAAAGUUGAUGUUUCGUGGGAUUCUUUUGCCUUUACCCACCAAAAUCUUCCAAUUUCAGAGCUAGAUACACCAGAUGUUGAUUUCGGACCAAUAAUUUUAUUUAUUAUUGUGUCUUUCAUUGCAUUAGGUGGAUAUUUUAUGUUUGUUUCCUUCUCAAAAGGCCAAACAGAGCAACACUUGAACGAAUACUUCGAUCAAGUUCAGCAAUCGGGAAAAUUGUAA
Molecule: messenger RNA, 801 nt
Organism: Trichomonas vaginalis G3
Lineage: Eukaryota; Parabasalia; Trichomonadida; Trichomonadidae
Exons: 1
Coding region: 1-801 (266 amino acids)
Source: RefSeq, a predicted model, not a curated record